AUGCCGUUCCGCGACUUUUUCAUUAGCCGUCCUGGCGUCCUUAGUGGCAGGAUAUCCAAACCAUACGUCCCAACUCAGGGACGCCAGCUCAGCACUCCGCGUGUGGAAAAGCCGAACUUUCCAACCGAGCCCCAAGUCACCACCGAAGAACCUCGCCAAAAAAUACGGGUAAAGAUUGAACCCGUAGAUGACUGCAACGGAGACUACGAACCCAGGACAGGAGUCGUGGGCUUGUCUUUCCACGAUGACAGCGACGAUGACAACAAAGAGUUCAUUUUGCCAUCCAUUGAGCGAUCUCCAAGUCCAGCAUUUCCAUACCCUUUCACAAAAAAAGAAGAGCCCUCUUCGUUUUUCAGUUUGAUCAACGGGCUAAGGGGAGGAAGUGGUAGAGGUACACCGGCAAAGAAGAAGGAGACGCCGCGCAAGGUGACGCCGCCUCGCAAGGCCACUCGUCCAAGCACAGGUCCUGUGGUGUCACUAGACAGUGCCGUUACUUUCCCUGCGGCGUAUAACAACAGUCUCGAGUGGAGCAUCCCGAAGGAUGUAGAAGACGCCUAUAAGGAGCUGAAAGACGCCAACAAAGAUUCCUCAAAAUGGACUGCUUCUGAGGCCGAGCUGCACAAACUCUUGGCGCUAAGAGGCUAUCACCCGCUUUUACCGGGUCAGUGGAAACGAGACUUUUAUGGAUACAAUCUGGAUGAAGUCCUUUUCGCACCAUCUGAUUGCCAAUUACCAACUGCUCUCCGCAAUGUUUCCACUGCGAACGCUUCCCAGUUUAGAGCUACGAAAGCACUGACGGGAAUUUUCGCACUGUCGUCCCGCGUUGCAGACGAGCUCAAGCUUAGCACAAAGGGUGGUGACAAAGCAGCCAAACUCAUCGAGGCUGAAAUUCGCCAGUACCUGACCUGGGCCGAGAAAGACGCAGGGCUUGAGAGCAUUGAGUAUCCAACCAAUGUUGGCGUUUAUCGAGUUUAUGAAACCGAGCGCAGCUUGGAUGUACUUGUCGAUGAAAUGGAUGGUCUAAUGCACGAAUGGACAGCUGGCUACAUCGAAUGGUAUAGCCGGAGAAGCAUCAAAAACGUCCCUCAAACCCUCUUCGGCCUGUUCAUCCUGCAACAUCUUGUUCUCGUCUUGACAAACGACGUGAGGAAGCCGGCUAAUCCAGCACGUUGCAUGGCACAGCUUGACCUUUCACGAUCAGACAACCGAUGGCUCGACCAUGCUCUGAAUCUGGCAAUUCCUAUCAAUAUGGCCCGGGACAUUAAGCUAUUCGAGGUCGUGGGAAACUCCAUGUUUAACCCGAUCCCUGCUGUGACUGGCCCUGAUCCAGAUGCUUAAUCAACUUAAGCUAAGAGGCAAUGCUACGCAAGUUUGGAUCCCUCGCGUGGCUUCUGCGGUUUCUCUUCUACAUGCGUUUUUUUCUAGCAUUUUGUUUCAUAUUUGUCUUUAAUACUCUUUUUUCCUUCUUUUUUUCUUUUUCGAUUUGACAUCGACCUCGUUGUAUGUUCUAUCAGAUUUCCAUGUUAUUUGAUUUUUUUCUUUCCCCCUCCCUUUUGAUACCCGAAUCAUAAUUUAGUUUCCCAUAGAAUGGUCUUGUCGGCCGAACCGCAUUGCAGGGCCAGUAUUACAAAAUGUUUACACACUGAUUACCUUGUUAGUCGCGCGUACCAUUAUACCCAAAUAGAUUUCUCAGUUGAGAUUAGUUUUCCUUUGACAGCUAGUGACCCCUCGUAUGCUUUCCCUCCAAUCCAGCCAGCCUUUGACACUGAAAC
Pyricularia grisea is the source of this 1772-nucleotide messenger RNA. RefSeq lists its product as uncharacterized. The record is from RefSeq and is a predicted model, not a curated record. Bases 1 to 1338 code for a protein of 445 amino acids. NCBI's taxonomy places the organism in Eukaryota, Fungi, Ascomycota, Sordariomycetes, Magnaporthales, Pyriculariaceae. The transcript is spliced from 2 exons.